Molecule: messenger RNA, 4430 nt
Organism: Bursaphelenchus xylophilus (pine wood nematode)
Lineage: Eukaryota; Metazoa; Nematoda; Chromadorea; Rhabditida; Aphelenchoididae
Source: the annotation of a GenBank genome assembly
AUGAAACUGAAGAGAAUUAUGGAAAAGGUAGGCCUAAUAUGAAAAAUGUUAACCUCAUCAAAUGGCAAAAAUUCUCGGCCUAUUUUACCUUUCUUACACGGUUUGCAAAUCGCGACUUGAAGGAUUUGUCACCGUAUUUUAUCCUUCUUUUUGGCAUUCUGUUUUAUCGCGGACAAGUAAAAAUUUAAAUUUUUGAACUUUAAAAUUUCCAAUUCUUAUUUUUGCAUUUAAUAGUGUUGGCGCUCGGCUAAAUGUUACUAGGAAGAGGUCGGCCCGGCCCCGGCCCCCUUCAAAUUUUCUCGGCCCGCCGGGCCGGGGGCCGAUAGGGGGCCGAACUGUAAAUAUAAAUACUGCGUUCAUUGCGAGAUAUAACACAUUUUUUUGGGUCUUUGGUAGUUCAGCUCCCCGCGAAAGGUAGUUCAAACCCCCACUGUUUUGCCCAUUUCACACCCACCGUAAUUAAAAAAUUACAAUUAUACAAAAAAUGCAAAUUAGAGUAAAAUGACCCCAGGCGUUUUAGUUCAAAGCCCCAGUUACCGUCCAAAUUCGUUUUUGUGGUUCAGGCAACGAUGAUCGUUGCCGAGAGAACCCAAUCCCGAGUAGGCGCUUCAGAUUGGAUGAGGGGGUUUAUACUGGGUCCAGAGGGGCUGAACUGGGCUGGCGAGUUGUACUACCUUAGUCCCCAUUUUUUUGUUAUAACAACAAUAACAAUAAAUUUUUGAAACAAAAAAUUACCAACCAUUGCCUAAAGUACUUCAAAAAACCCAAUCGGUUCUUGGCUCUGCGUUUUAUUUUUAUUGGCAACCCUAAUUUUCGCUUUGAGACUGAGAAUUUUAGUCAUUGGGGGCCGAUUGGGGGCCUGGCGGGGGCCCCCGGUCGGCCCGGCCCGGGGGCCGGAAGAGCUCGGCCCGGCCCCGGGGCCUUUAAAACUCGUUCGGCCGGCCCAGGGGCUGGGCCGGGCCGGCCCGGCCCACUAGCCAUGUCUAUCUUACACUUGAUCAGCAAAAUUUUGAUAGAAAAUUUUUUAUGUCCAAAACGUUUUGCGCAUUUUCGGCGAAAUAGAGGGUUUGCGCUUCAUUUUGCCUCAAGCUAUUCUAAAAACCUCAAAAAUUUGCAUAAAUCCACGUGAAUUUGCACAAAGAAAGAGUUGACCCGAAAUCGCGUGUCAACUCUUUCUUUCCGUCGAUUCUGUGGUCGAAAAUACGAAAUUCUCCAUCCACUUUCCAGCCAAUGGACCCGAUUGUGUGCCAGUGGUCCGAGUGUGGGAUUGUGGUCGCCGGCUCCGCAGAUCUCGACUUCCAUUGGCUUCAGCAUCUCAUCGAAGACCCGGUUUCUUGCCUCUGGGCCAACUGUUUCCACGUUUUCCCCGCGCGCCAAUCAAUCGAAGGCAAAAUGUUCCACCUUCGACAAGCCCACACCUCCCAUCGACCUUUCGAGUGCGAUAAAUGCGAAAGGAAGUACGUAGCGGAGUCGUUUUUGGAGCUACAUAAAUUUCGGAUUCAUGACCAAAAGAAGGCAAGUGUAAUAUCCGAUUUAUGAGCUGUUUUUAGAACCUUUGUCUCUGCCCCUUCUUGGAUUGCAAUUUCAACAGCGAGGAGCUGCUGGAUUUGUCAGGACAUUGCAUCGCAGUGCAUGGAGCGGAAGGCUUGAAAAGCUUGGUCAAAAUCUUGGAUGGGGUAAGAUAAUUUCGUUAUUUCUUUUAUAUUUUAGGCGAAAUAUGAAGUUUUAGCUGAAAAUGGAUUAGUUGAGAUUUUCAUCAACUAGAAGGCGCUAAUUUCACUGUUUACACGUCAAUUUUUGCAUUUUUUUUGACCAUCUGAUGUCUAGUGCAAUGUCGGCUGUAUUUGCGUAAUCUUGCAUGUAAUUUUGCGAGAUUUUGUUUUCAUUAUCUGCGAUGCUAUAGAAACUUGCAAUUCGAAUCGAAAAUCUCCAGGUUUUUCUACAUCUACCCUACGAAAAAUCAAUUCCCGUAUGACCAUCUACUACAAUAUAAAACCGGCUUUAAAAUGCUUGUUUUUGUUAAGGUUCUGUUAGAUGUCUGCUUCUUAUACUGUGAAUUGCAUAGGCGUUCAUUUAGGAAACGUUUUUGCUUUAUUUGGCUGUUUUCUUUGAUAGUUUAAUUCAGCUGACCUACUACAAUAUAAUUUGUUGCUUUUUCCAGAACCCAGCCGAUCUCCUUUUCCCCAAUGACAUUGAUAGAUCGAUGCAAUCACGUGUUCCACACCUAAAACAAAUAUUAUUGAAGUCUCUUCUAAAGAAAACCGCCGAAUUUACCCCUUCUCGUCCUAUCAAGUCGGAUCUAACGGAUUUGCCGAAUAAUCUUCUUUCUGAACCCUCUACUUCAAAUUCCACUAACCAGAGAUACUCACCAAACCUCCAUGUAGCUGAUACAAUCGAAAUUUCGCCAUUUGAAUCUCGAGAAUUUAGUUUUCCAACGUCAGCUUCUGUAAGUAUCAUGUGUAAUAUAAUUUUUCCCCAAAUUUAGAGAUUUUGGAUAAUAAUAUCUUUGUUGUGACGCAGUAUUCCCAGGGAAGUAAUGUAGUUGUUAUUUUCAGCCUAUGUUGCCAGGAAUGACCACUCCUUCAUCAAGUGUAACACCAACAUUUAUUCAGCCGGCAAUGGCUCCGUUACCCUCGGAAGGCGUCCCUCAGAGUGUACCAUUGCAUAAUAUGGGAUAUUACAUGCAUUUCGUAUGGUUUUAUCUAUUAUUUUUUCAAUUUUUAGAGUCCCAUGUUAUCCAUGACCUGAAAUUGAAAUUUCAGCUUUCAAACCCGAUACUGCACCAUCAGCCGGCAAUGGAGGCGUCGGCUAGUUUGUCAGUACCUCAACAGUUAUAUCCCCCACCAAUUCAACAUCCUGAUCCUCAUUUCCAACCAGUUCUGAGCGUCCCAAACUAUGGUCCUCCGAUGGCCCAAACCGAAAGCACCCCAUCGUUGACUCCUUCCGUCAUAUCGAUCCCCGUGGAAAAGAAUGGGCCUUACAAUGUGUGUAAGGUCGAUCUAAGCCAUAGCCAUCGAGUUAUUCACAAGGUAAGGCAUCAAAAUGUCUAGUAUAAUAUAGGUAAAAAAGAUUGGAAAAUGAAGUGUUUGUGGGGAAAAUAAUGUUGGAAAUAAUUUAAAAAGACAUGUGGGUGCUUUUCAGACCGUUCAAAUCCCGUGUUCACGGAUAAGUAACGCAGCAGACCCCAGAAUUCAAUACUCGUUCUACUGGAAAUGCGAACAAUUGAAGGAAAAGCAAGAGACCAGUAGAAAUGUAAGUAGAAAUGCUGUUAUUCCUCUAAUCGAAUAAGUUGUGAACUUUUCUCAUCAUUUUGAAAUUGAUUUUCGGCUAUUUUUGAAAAAGGUUAGGGCGCAGCUCGCGGUUUCGGAAAUUGUAUCGAAAAUGGGAAAUUUUGACGAUUUAGAUAGUGAAAUAAACGAAAUGAGUGGUGAUAGUAGAUUAAAGUAAGUUUAAUUCUAAUAAUUUACAAUUUGUAUGGUUUUAUUAAGCUCGGGCGCAGGCUGCCAGGUAAGAAAUUUGUUCAAAAUGAGGUGCCGAUUCAAAACAUCGUAUUUUACUUUUUUAUUAGACCGUUUAGAGAUGUUAGUAAUGCAUACUUCAUGGUCUGGUCUGCAGAGGCAGAACACUGAAAUUUUUUAUAUUGAACUAGACAUUUGAUGGUAAAAAAUCGGAGAUUUGGGAUCAUAAAAGAAUUAUAUGAGUUUUUAAAAUUUUUAUUGGAUAUAGUAAUUGGUUUCAAGUAGGUUGCGUUGUUCGUUACUGUAAUUAAAAAAUUUUAAAAGUUUGGCGAGCUGCGCCCACAACUAAAACUCAAACUUGCUCUAAAUUUUUGAUUUUUCCAAUAAAUGUCAUCAUUUCAGUUGGACCCACGGCUGAAGCGAGACCGCCCCGAUUCAUCGCCCUCCGGCGAUCAGAAACGGCAAAGAAUUUAUUUCGAUGCCCCUAAGGCAAGUUAUCAGCCAACACACCCCUAUAGGGGAAAAAGAGGCCGUCCCCGCUCUCCUCAAGGCUACAAUCGAAGCGGAUAUCAGGGGAAACACCGAAGCUUCAGCCCGUUGGAGAUUUCACCAGAGCGGCCGAAAAUUUUCGAAAAGCGGCCGAAAGGCCACAAGUCCGGAUUUGAUGAGGAAAGUGAAGGAAAUCGAGGUGACAAUAGAGAACGAGCACCUAGAAGUCAGAGCAGGUCACCCAGGGAUCAAAAAUAUGAGGGGAAAUCGUACUAUCGAGGCCAAAAAAACAUCCGAAGAAGCAGUCGAGGACGGUCCGCCAGUCGCGAUAGAGGUGGAUACAGAGGCUACAGUAAUCGCAAAUUUGAGGAAACCCCCAAAUUCGUCAGUAAGUACGCAAGAUCCUCGGGCAAAUCGGCAAAUUCAAGUCCGGCCAAGAGAUCUCAUGGUGAAGAUGGAAAUUCACCAGAAAGCAAUGGAUAG